ACUAUCGGUACUGCGUCGGUCUGACUUUCUCAUAUUUCAUGCUGCUCACGAAUGCCGACUUCUACUUUAGUCUGUACCAUUCAACAUUCCCCUCAGGAAGUACAUUCCCCUCAGGAAGUGUCGUUCAGUGAAGUUAGCGUAGCUAGUAUCAUGUUCAUGAUCAUGAUGAAAAAGAAAAGUAGGAGAAGCAAAACAUAAACCAAAUCCAACUCUAGCAUGGCAAUAGAUUACGACGAGGCCAUCAAGUCCUUACGUGGCAGCCUUCAUCUUCACACAACCAUACAACCAACCUUUCAUGGUAAGCCUUGAAGAUGCAACAAGGCUCUUUGUACUUUUUGCCUUUAUCUUUCGAUAAGUUAUAACAUAUUAAACGUCACCAACUCCAGCAUAAUCUUCAUUAUCUUCAUUCAUAUUGUCCACCCGCUAUAAUUCCCCUACAUCGUAAGCAGAAACGAACAUGGUAAUCCCCUUGCCUGCAGUGCAGGUACAACCUGAGCCCACACAGUGUGGGAUGGUUUCGAGGCCAUGGCUCUACUUCUUAACCUGUGUAGUCAUGCUGCAUGCGAUAGAGCUGUUCUGGUUUCGGAACAUCAUAGGUGGGUUCCUCAUGCUCAUACUCGUCAGCGUCGGCUUCUACACACUACGCGAAGGCUCAUUGGAUAUGCAGUGUAUGGUACUAGCGUUACCUGCAUUGCCAAUAUUCACUUUGGGACUUCGAUUUGAUUGUUUCUGGAUUGUUUUUGGUUACUACCUAAUACUAACAAACCAGACUAUACUUGCUGGUACCUACUUACAUGGUAUAUGUGUCUUCAACACCGACAUUGGUCGUUGUGACUCAACGCUUCCUCACAGCACUCUUUUCUCUUCACGACAUAGUCCAUCAAUUAAAAAAUCCACCUCAAUCAUUAAGGUUGUCUGGGGCAUGAUGUGUUUUAUCAAUGGCGUCUUUUCGGGGAUAGAGUUGAUACACCGAGCUGUACAGCCAAAUGCGCUUCCACUUUUCGCUGGGAAAGAAUAUCAAAAGGUAGUCAUCAUGAUGACAUUAUAACAACGCUUUGAUGUUUUACAAAAAGAAAAAGGCUCCAUGUUAAAAAUCCCAAUAUUCAUUGAAUUCUAUUUUUUUCCAUGACUUCACACACUUGUGUUUCUAGUAGGUAUACUCUCUUAUUCUCGUUCCUUUCUGAUUCUCCUCUGAAAAAUGUCUCAGGUCCUGGAUGCCAAGCUGCCGCGACUCACGUUAUGGGAAUGGAAUAUGCUGAAUGCCUUCAACAUUGCCGGCGUAAUGGCAUUGGUUUCUUUAAGGCUUCGCCUAAUCCAUCUCCCUAAGUAUCUAUCCUGACAAGUGGAAACGCAGUUCAGCCUGAACUGUUCAGGAUGAGUCUCAGGAUCAUGGAUUAGGAUGUUGCGCUCUAACUUCUAUUUCUAUCGUGGCCUUUGUUGUUUUCAGAAAAAGUAUCGACGAACUAACGCAGCGAGAAGAGCAGCCUCUGAUCUUGCCAUCAAGAGACUUCGGAGGAGGACGUGUAGGUAACUCGGCACGUGGAAGUGGAGCUUCACCAACAAGGGCACCGGCUGUUAUGGUUUGGAGGACUUCUAAUUCUAAAUACUACAAGUUAUAAUAGAGUAGUUUAUAGAACGGAUGUAGGAUGGACUUGGAUGGAUCGGAUGGACCCCCCUGAUUCUUCCGAUCCUACUUGAAAUGGUGGGAAGUCCAUCCGUUCCAUCCGAUCCAUCCCAUCCCGGAUCUGGCACCCCUAUAAACUCCGCUAUUAUAACAAUUCAUCAAUUCCCCUGCUAUAACUGUUGUUCUUGUAGCUGAUGUUGUAGUUGUCAAGAAACUUUUCGUCCCUAUCAUCAUCUACUGCUGAUGUAACUCUUAGUGUACAGUGGCUGUCAUUGUCAAACUUGCUAAAUAAAUGCUUCUACGUAGAUAGAAGUGCUACACCGAAGUGCUAGUACAAGGGCAUGAUGUGGUAUCAACACCUACUUGUACCUCUCUUCUAACUUUGAUCCAGAAAACGCGAAUGGUCGUGGAUCGAGUUCCUUCGUCCCUUUCAGCGGCGAGGGAAAUCGUGUUGGUGGAGCAGAUAGCGAUUAGACGAAGAGGAGAAAGCACAUUAGACCUAGACGCAGUAAAUGAAGUCACAGUAUUAAGAAGGAAGCAACUUGAUAAAGCUAGUAGCUUACAAAUUAACAUCUUCAACUUAGUAAUUUAUUAUGGUAAAAGUAAUAGUCUGAUUCUCUACCGUAGUUUAUGCAACAUAUUACAACAUUUACAUUUAUCAUCUACAUCACAUUAACAACUACAACCACCACGUUACCCAACUCGUUCUCGAGUUCAUUCCUUCAUCUAUGUAUGGGGAAAACACACUGCAAGGCAGAAAGAAUCAGGAAGUGGGAACACUUCCUCUAGUAGGGGAAAAUUAUUGUACAAAACGGAUCGUUCUUUGGGCACGACCACGGUGGCGAGAGAGGAAAGACGCUACUAGCAGUACGUGAACAGGUUGUCAGUAGUAGAGGCGACUAGAAAGAAGGCAGCAUAGAGUUCACAAUCACGAUGACCGUUGGUUAGGGUCUGCAUUCCAAGAAUAAGAAUCUUCGUCUCUCUCAAAGCCUUGUCGUUAGUGUAUUUUCAUUCGAAACAAAGUCAAUGUACUUCAACAUCAUUUUGGGAAGAUCCACCAUGCUGGAUCAGCAAGAAAACAAUUGCAAUUGUACACAGCGAAAAACACCAACGACAAAGUAAGAAUAUAGAAAUGCAGUAUGCAAUUAUAAUUUCUACGCAAGGAUAU
Molecule: messenger RNA, 2792 nt
Organism: Amoebophrya sp. A25
Lineage: Eukaryota; Dinophyceae; Syndiniales; Amoebophryaceae
Source: the annotation of a GenBank genome assembly